AGAGUCUUACUGGAGACUAAGACAUAAAACAGAAAUUGAGGAUUUUUGUUGUCUUUUAAAUUGAGGACUGUCUUCUUUUUGUUGGCUUUUAAAAAUAUCUGGUAGAAGAGAGGGAAAGGCUUCUUCACAGUGGGGCUAGCUUCAUUCCUCCAAAGUUACAGCUGGUCAAAAUCUGCCUUCUCGCACAGAUAUGGCAACAGGCAGCCAUCAGUUGUCAUCAUUUCAUGCCAAACAGGACUCUGGACAGCACAGAUCAUCCAAUGUGAGCAGGUCAGCAUCAACCAAGGUGGAUCUCAAGAGUGGCCUGGAAGAGUGUGCGGUAGCAUUGAACUUAUUUCUAAGUAACAAGUUUGCAGAUGCCUUAGAGUUGCUUCAACCAUGGGCUAAGGACAGCAUGUACCAUGCCUUGGGCUACAGUACCAUCGUGGUGUUGCAGGCCAUCAUGACCUUCGAGCAACAGGACAUCCAAAAUGGCAUUUCUGCCAUGAAGGACGCCUUACAAACCUGCCAAAAAUAUAGGAAAAAGUGCACAGUUGUAGAAUCUGUCUCAAGUUUUCUUUCUAGAGGAUCGUUGGAACAGAUGACUGAAGAGGAAAUGCAUGCCGAAAUCUGUUAUGCCGAGUGUCUCCUGCAGAAAGCAGCACUCACGUUUGUGCAGGAUGAAAAUAUGAUCAACUUCAUCAAAGGUGGAAUGAAAAUUAGAACAAGUUACCAAAUAUAUAAAGAAUGUCUUUCUAUCCUGCAUGUAAUUCAGAAGAACAAAAUCGAGCAACCGUUCUUCUAUGAGUUUGAAGGGGGUGUCAAACUUGGAAUAGGGGCCUUUAAUUUGAUGCUGUCCCUUUUACCAGCACGGAUUAUCAGACUGCUAGAAUUCAUAGGAUUCUCUGGAAAUAGGGAAUUGGGCCUCCUUCAGUUACGGGAAGGUGCAUCUGGAAGAAGUAUGAGGUCUCCACUAUGCUGCUUAACUAUACUAGCUUUUCAUACUUAUAUCUCCCUAAUACUUGGUACGGGAGAGGUGAAUCUUGUGGAAGCAGAGGGUCUCCUUGCACCCUUCCUCCAGCAGUUUCCAAAUGGCUCACUCAUGUUGUUUUACCAUGCUCGAAUAGAGCUCCUGAAAGGAAAUGUGGAAAAGGCACAAGAGAUAUUUCGAAAAUGCAUUUCAGUUCAAGAAGAAUGGAAACAGUUUCACCAUCUCUGUUAUUGGGAGCUGAUGUGGAUUCAUGUAUUCCAACAAAACUGGAUGAAGGCAUAUUACUACUCAGAUCUGCUUUGCAAAGAGAGUAAAUGGUCCAAGGCAACAUAUGUGUUCCUAAAAGCUGCAAUUUUGAGUAUGCUUCCAGAGGAGGAUGUAGCGGCAACUAAAGAGAAUGUGGUAGCUUUAUUCAGACAGGUGGAGGGUUUGAAGCAGAGAAUUGCCGGGAAAUCUAUUCCUACUGAGAAGUUUGCUGUGAGGAAGUCUCGACGUUACUCCGCCUCAUUGCCUGCCCCUGUGAAGCUCGUCUUGCCUGCCCUGGAAAUGAUGUACAUCUGGAAUGGUUUUCCAGUACUGUGCAAAAGAAAGGACCUUUCUGAAAAUCUGUUGUUAACUGUUGAAAAGGCUGAGGCAACUUUACAAAAUGAAAACUUCAGUGACUACUCGGUGGAUGACGAGUGCUUAGUGAAGCUGCUCAAAGGAUGCUGCCUGAAAAACUUACAGCGGCCCUUGCAAGCGGAAUUGUGUUUCAGUCAUGUUAUCCAAAGUGAAAAGCUACUGAAGUUUGACCACUACCUAGUGCCAUUUACUCUGUUUGAGUUGGCAUUUUUGUACAAAAGCCAAGGGGAGAUUGACAAGGCCCUAAAGACCCUUGAAACUGCCAGAAACAACUACAAAGAUUACUCCAUGGAGUCUAGACUGCACUUCAGAAUUCAGGCAGCUCUUCACCUCUGGAGAAAACCUUCCUCAGAUUGAUCAGAACGUGAGGAGUGGAAUUUUCUCUCCAUUAACACCGGGAUCUGCUAUAGAUUAGACCUUGUAUUAAAGUGGAAAAGUGAUCUUGUGAAUGAGAGACAAAAAGUCAAUUUUGUUGUCAAUAUUUUCUAUCAUCGGUGUGGUUUUGUUCUGUGUUGUUCAUGUAAAUUUCUCCCCCCUAACCCCACUGCUAUGGAAUAAUGUUCAAUACUAUCUAGAAAAUUCUUAUAUUUCGCCUCUCCAAAAAAAAUUUCAUACUAGAUUUGAAUUGGAGAGUGAAGAAGCCUUUUAGAGGACUCACAGGUACGAUAAAGUCUAAUUAGAUUAUUUAUGUUUUUUAAUAUGGAAGUUAAUAUUGUUUAAGUAGCAAAUGGUUUACAAGUUGAGCCAUUCUUAGAUUUGUUGGUCAGUUAAACCUCAGAUAUUUUGUUGCCUCGUAUUUACAUUUCAGAGGGGAAAAUAAAAUUGCCUACUUUCAAAAUAGCUUUCUAACCUUCUGAAGUCUCCUGAAGACAGGCAGUGGGUGCAAACGGGGAUGGAGCAAUGUAGUUAAUAGGUUGUGAUGACCUGCAUCUAUCAAAGAUGGUGAAAUACUGUUUGUUUGUUUUUUUAAAUUCUUCAUGUACGUUAAAGGUUGUGACAUUUUUGAGAGACGACCCUGUUUUUGAAUGUACUUAAGUCUAUUAUAAUAACAAAAUUAAAAAAACACAACAACUCUGUAUCUAAUGGGAAUAAAAAGUUAUAUUUUAGAAAUUAUCCGCAACCUUAGCGAUGAAAGCUUAAAAUAUCUUAUGUUGAUUAUUUUUCUUAUAGGAAGCAACAUAUCCUGCUGCUUUAAAUGAUAUGUAAAAUAUCAAUAAUUUUUACACUCUUGAUGUUGGUAAGGUCUAAUUUUAUAACCUCUCUAGCACUGUGAUGGUUCCUUGUAAAUGUCUGGACUGUGUUUAGUCCUUUAAUCUGGAAACACAAUCAGGGCACUGAGGGGAAGAGAGCCCGACUCUGUGUGGUUGGUCCUGGCCCUGCUACUGGUGAGCAGUUACCAGAGUGACCUCAAGGGAGACCCCGUGCUUGCUGCAUCCUCGUAUUUUUCUUAUCUGUGAAAUGGAAAAACAACAGAUGACUGUCAAGGUCUCUUUCUGUUUUAUAACCGUUAGUCUGUGUUUUGCGUAUUUAUUUUCACCAAACAACUGUUAAAAUGUGUAAUCCGAACGACUCCCACUUAGAGUGUGUUUUCAUUUUGCAAUCAUCACUGUCUCCCCGCCCCCUCUCCCCCCAAAAUGUAUGUUUUGUAGCUGAGGACCAGUUUACAUCCAGAGAGAGGAAAAACAAUUUGUGAAUCCAUGAGUCAGGGUUUCGUCCUAUAUCUGUUUCUAUUGAAGAAAAGCUUGUCAUGGAAGCCUCUGCCGUUUAACAGAAAGAGCCCCAGACUGGGGGUCAGGAGCCCAUCCCUGUUAGUUAAUAGUUCCUCGAUAUGGAGCAAGUCAUUCACCCUUUCUGGGACUCAGUUUCCCCAAUGGGGAUAGCACCAUAGACCUUGGUGCUGGUGAGGGCUCGAUUAGGGCAUAUCAUAUGCAGAGCUUUUUGUAAGCUGGAAGGCUAUGUGAAUAUCAGUGGUAACAUUCAUGGUUUUUAUGCACUGAUUACAGUAUCAACACAAAAAGAUCGGCUGAAUCUGUGGUCUCUGAUGUAAAAUGAGAAAAGCUUGGAAGUUCAAACACCUUUAAAUUUAUUCAUGUGUUUGGCACUGAUAGUCGCUUAGGUUAUGAAUUUGCUCCUUGCUAGUUCUUCCCUGCUCCAUGAGCCUGUACCCGGCAGGUCUCGGGUCUUAUUUCCUUUAAGGUAUUAAUUCUUGAUUAAUACUGAGGAUGUAUUUCCAAUGAAAGGUGAUUAAUACAAUUCGAGACAGAACACCACCCUAAUCUGUGCUAUUAAUACGAGUUAUAUAACUUGACUGUAGGUCUGGACAAAAGAGAAAAUAAACGGUCAUUACAAGUAGUAGUGGAAAAUACAUUUAAUCAUUAUUUUUUAUAUAAUUUGGAAAAACGUUUAUAAAUUCCUUAGAGGAGCUUUGAUGACAUUAUUUUUUUUAAAGUAUAAGCACCCACAAUGUUUUUGUGAGAAGCUGUAAGUCAGAGCAAAAGUCGGUAAAAAAAUUCUAUCUGGUAUAAAAUGAAAACAAUUAAACUAAUAGUGGUUAUUUUUUAUUUUAUUUUAACUAUAUUGCAAACAAAUAUAAAAGUUAUUCCUGUUUAGUUAAAAUUUCCUUUUAUUUUUCUUGUUUUGUUUUUAUUAUUACUUUCUAUUCUUUUUGUAGUUACCUGGUAAUGUGGGUAAUCUAUCCCACGGACUUUUAAGUGCUGUAAAACACUCAUGUUACAUAUUAAUCUGUUUCCUGCCAUGUUCAAGACACUGUUGGUGGCACCAGUUUCUUGUGACAUCAGUUCAUAUUGCGUUUUGGGAGUUAUUUUGUGAUUCAGGGUGUUCUGUGAAGAAUGAUACUGAAGUGACAAUGUUGUAUCUAAUGUUUUGAGGGGCAUAUGUGGAGGGUUGGGCUGCCAAUGUGUCUGACAGUUUGUGCAAUUUGUAUAGUUUUUGGUAUAAUUGCUUUAAAAAAAAAGAAAGGAAAAUAGAGAACCAGAGUUCUGACUGGUGCUGUGUAAAUUUAAGACUCAAGUAGAGGUUAUGCUUUUGUAGGACGGGUGACAGGGAAGGCAUGAUUUCUGUUUGACAAUUAAUGGAAGAUUAACUACAUCGGUUCUUAUAUGGACAUGUAUUUUAAUGCUUCUGUGCUUCUCCUGGAUACAAGAAGGUCCCAAGUUACAUGGGGAUAGGGAGUCUAUUGAUUCUCUCUUUCUUCUGCAAGUGGGUCCAAGCUAUUGGCGCUGAAUUCCAGAUAAUCUACGUCAAAGAUUUUAAAUCAUUGAAACAAUCUUGACAGCGUAACCAUCUCUUUUGCAAAGUUGUAGUUUAACAGAGCUACGUGAUUGUCAUUCUUACCUGGCCUGGAAGCUAAUGGUUUAACUUUGAGGUUUAACUUUGAGUCUUUGAUCAGGGCUUCAACUCAGAGAUGUAUGUAAAGGUGUAUGAGAUGUAUGAGAUGUAUGUAAAAGUGAAAACUGUCCCCUUUCAAAGAAAAGUGUUUUCUCUUUUGAAGCUACUUUUGGAGGUAGUUACUUUGUGGUAGGCACUGAUAGCCCUUCCAUUAAUACUCUGAUUCCGGUUCUCAUUCACUUAAAGGGAAUCUGUUGAUAUUUUCAAAUAGAUGUUUUUCUUCCUUUGGACAUUAAAAAUAAUAAUUAAGAAACAGUCUCUGACUAACUGGAAAAAAUUUCUGGAAUUACUCAUUAAUUCUUCAUUGGCUUUUUUCCAUAUUUUCAUUUGUUCCUAGUUAUUCUCUCCAUAUUUGUACAUCGUAAAUUCAAAUAUAUUUGGCUUAAAAUGAAUUAAUGAAGACUCCAGUGAUUGUGUUGGUGCCCUAAGAUUUUGGGAUUCAUAGCACCUGGAACGGAUCUUGAGAAAUUACCUCAUCCUUCCUAAUCUCUAAACAGUAUUGUUUCUCCUUCAGUCCUUCUCUAUCUAGUAUGGUAGCCACUGGCCACCUAUGUCUAUUGCGCACUUGCACAUAGCUAGGGGCACGUGUUGGAAUGAUGCUGAGUGUCAGGAAGCACCCAUUUACAUAUGCCGCCGUUCUAUUUAAAGGACUAAUAUUGUGCUGGAGUUCUGGCUUUUACCUACUGACUACUGUGAUCACCCAAUCACCGCGGUUGCAUUGUCAGUUGUGGUUCAAGUAUAUAUUGGUGGGGUUUGCUUUUUCCAUUUAAGUGUCCAUAAACUUGCAUUUCAUCAGGUUUGUUUUGCAGAUGAGCAAGGUCAUUGGCACAUUUGAACACUAUUCCUUACCCACUCCCCAGAGCUCCUUCUGUACUAAACUAAGAGAAUUUCAUUUUUAAGAUUACAAUUUUAAUCAGGCUUUAAAGAUAUUGCUUGCUUUUUUUUUUUCCAGAUGCAACAGCACAAACUAACUGUUAGAGUUGUAGAGGAAGUAACUCUCACCUUUGAGAUGUUAGUAGUUUUAUGAUUAAAAUAAUAUUUUCUAAGAUUAACAUUAUUCUGAAACAAUCAAUUCCCUGACCUUUCAAUCCCGUUAUAUUAUUAAUAUUUCAACAUUGACCCAGCUAGGCCAGUAUUACUAUUUAAAGAUUUUAAUUACCCAUUUACAGAAUAAUUUGGCAGAUAGUUUAUUUAAGCUUAUGUAUUUUAUGCCUUUGCUACCUAUUAUUAAUAUUUUUAAUGUGUGAAAUGCAUACAUAUUUAAUAAGAGAAAUGCAUACAUAUAACUGACAUUUUAAUCUCUUUAGACAUUUGUUGAUCAGAUACAUAGCUAGGAAACAGCUUCCAAAAUAUUAAAUAGACAAUGCUUUAUAUUAUUCUUUCAGGAGUACAGGACUUUUUCCAGAUUGUUUCCCCUUCCCCAGACCAAUUAUUUACAUAUUUUUUUUCUUUAUAUAUCAGAUUGCUUCUCAUUGUGGUACUUUUUGUCUGUUAUACAUCUUCUUAGAUUUAGUUACUUCAGAAUGUUGAACUUGAAAUGUAAUGAAAAGGACACAUCAGAAGUUACCAUGAAGGAGAUUAUGUUCGGUGUUGAGCAGUAGCUGUCUGACCUGGAUGGUGCUAAAGUCCAUUCCAGUCUGUUUAUAACAUCAUAACUACAGAAAGAAAUGGUGCAAGGACUAUUUAGUGGAUUGAAAAGACCGAGCAGUUCUUGGCCUAAUCCACCCAAAGGGAUUUGUGGAUCUAGCUUUGGAGGAAGUCCAACCCCCAUUCUGUCGAGUUUACAAAUGUGUCAGCACAGUAAUACUGUGAUGUGAGUUUGCAUGGAACAAUCAAAGCAGCCACCUUACUUAUAAUUCAGUCUGCCUACAGAUUGGAUAUUUAAUAGGAAAACGCGAGAUACUUUAAUAGCAAGCUUCAUUAGGUAAAACUUGCAUAUUAAUAUACAAUAUACCCUGUAUGUUAAUCCAGUAGUUCUUAGAAACCUAUAACUUAAAUGAUGAAUAUAAGGGAUGCUGGCAUACCCCGUGGGAGCUUUUGUUUUAUAGCUACUUAGUAUUUUCUGGUAAAUUGGUUUUAAUUAUUGGUAGUCUGUUUGGUACCACUUAGGAAAAAAAGUUGGUCUCAGUGUAACAGAACUGAUACAUCAUUUCAGUUUUAAAGGAAUUAUAUUAUUUUGAAAUGCUGGAAAGUCUUCCUCAAUUAGAAGUGAUGACCCUCCCUACUUUGGAAAUCAUGCAAACAUUUUAAUUAAUUCUUAUCUUCAUUGAAGCCAAGUGUUCAGGUGGCAAUUUGGGGUAUAGUAAAUGAGUUUAAACACUUUUCGUUAAUUCACUUUUUCCUGAAGUGAUUUUAUUCUUCAUAGUAGACAAUUGGCUUUCUGUACAAUGAUUUGUUUUUUUAAGAAAAUAAUUUACAUUAAAAGAGAGAUUAUAGUAAACAUUAUAAAUCGUAGGAUAUCGAGUUAAUGGCUUAAGGGGAAGCAGUACUAUUGGGUUCUGUUUAACUAAGAUUUCCAGAAGGAGGACACAUGUGUUUCACUGAUAUAUGCCGUCCAGAAAAAUUACUUGACUCUCAACAAUAUUUUGCAUUUUAAUGAAAUGUUAAGAGGAAAAUUUUCUGAGUAGUUAAUUAUUUAUUUUUUCCCCUUUGCUAACUAUUGACAUCCAAACACCUGAAUGAAUACCAGAUGACUCAUUUGUAUACUAGUGUUUAGAAUAUUUUAUUUGCAAAUGUUCACCGAACUCUUGAAUUUUUUGAUGCAAGUUGCUAAAUCAUAUGUAAAGGCAAAUAUAUAUAUUUAAUAAGUGAGAGUGUUAUUUUAUUACUGAAAUUUAUUUCCAAAUCAAAUUUAUUUUGUAGGUACUUCACUUGGGACGUUUUGCUUUGCCUUAAAAUACACAAACAAAAUAAACCUGUCUUGUGAUCCGAUCACCUAAAAAUCCUUAUGUUACCUUGUCGUGUAGGGGAAUUUUGAAAUUCUUUGAUAAUGUGUAUUUUUCACUUUUCUUUGAAUUAAAAAUAGUUAAAGGCCAUAGUAAAUCAAUGUAUGGUUUCCUGUUGAAUUAUCAAAACUACCUGUAUAUACUUUGUAAUUCAAUGUUUUAUUAGUAAAAAUUGUCAGCAUUUUAUCUCACUCAUUACAUUUGAACUUAGUCUUCUGUAUUUCCCAUUCCCAGGGGACACAGUUUUACAGAGCAAAACAUUUUUAGAAAUUGAAGAUGUGUGAGUUCUAUGUAAGAUAAAUGUGUCAGUAGCAUCCAUCUGCUGAUGGUAUUGGAUCUGGUACCAGAAAGUGAAAUAGAUUAUAGCUAUAAAAGCAUUUUAUCAGUAUAAGUCAGGAAGGAAGAAGAAAACUGUGAACUCAUAUUUUUAAUAUAAAAACUGUGUUCCCAAUGAGUAUUUGCUUGCUGAUUUUGUGUUAAGAUUCUUAUCAUCUAUGAUUUGUAAGCUAAUGCUGAUAAGAGAUCUAAAUUUUCAUCCGAAGAGAACAGUUCCUGUAGCCUAUUUUUAACGUUAAGACAUUUUGAAAACAGAUGUCAUCUUAGAAAUUGUAUUUUCAAGUGCAAACAAAUCAUCCCAACUUGAAAGUCAAUGUUUCAUUUUUUAUUCUUUAGUUUUAUAGAAUACUCGGCAUUAUUAGAUGCAUGUUUAAGUUGCCAGAUGUUCUCAGAAUUCUAUAUUUUCAUAUUGCUACGACUGGUUUACCUACAAUGUGCACUUGAAUUGUAAUUUAAAUAAAUUACA
This is a messenger RNA of Rhinolophus ferrumequinum (greater horseshoe bat), 8746 nucleotides long. It is a transcript of the gene TTC39B, whose product is annotated as tetratricopeptide repeat domain 39B. The transcript is spliced from 19 exons. Gene Ontology annotation, molecular function: protein binding. Bases 191 to 1948 code for a protein of 585 amino acids. Gene Ontology annotation, biological process: regulation of cholesterol efflux; cholesterol homeostasis; negative regulation of cholesterol storage. NCBI's taxonomy places the organism in Eukaryota, Metazoa, Chordata, Mammalia, Chiroptera, Rhinolophidae. The record is from RefSeq and is a predicted model, not a curated record.